CCAACUCCUCCUACCUGAUUCAAUUAUUUAUUUAUUUUUCCUCGACUCCUUUUCUUGGGUCUCCCUCAACAGUCUUAACACGUUGCCAACCACCGCGAGCGUCUCCAAAACGGUGCGUUUCGGUCAUCUACGGCUGAUCGCUCACCGUAACCGGCACAGUUCGACGGCCGUCGGAGCUCCGAAGCCGUGGGCAUUUUACCAGAGCAUGGAGAAAAGGAGAUGGUUGGUAUUUGUAGUAUUUACAUGGAUGUUUGUUUUUUCUGCUGGAAGAGAACUGAAAAUUAAGCACAAGGAUCAUGGCCCCGUCUAUAAUCAUACGCUUGCCACUAUAUUAGUGCGGUACGCUUCCACGGUGUAUUUAUCAGAUUUGACAGAGCUGUUUACUUGGACAUGCUCAAGAUGUGACGGUUUGAUUAAGGAUUUUGAAAUGAUUGAGCUGGUUGUUGACAUCCAGCAUUGCUUACAGGCUUUUGUUGGAGUGGCACAAGAUCCCAAUGCCAUCAUAAUUGCAUUUAGAGGGACUCAGGAACACAGCAUACAGAAUUGGGUUGAAGAUUUAUUUUGGAAACAGCUUGAUUUAGAUUACCCUGGCAUGCCUGAUGCAAUGGUGCACCAUGGGUUUUUUAACGCUUACCACAACACAACCAUACGCCCUGGAAUUUUAAAUGCUAUUGCAAGAGCUAAGGAGUUCUAUGGAGAUAUUGACAUCAUAGUUACAGGUCAUUCAAUGGGCGGGGCAAUGGCUUCAUUUUGUGCUCUUGAUCUAAGGGUCAAUCAGAAAGAGAGAAAUGUUCAAGUUAUGACAUUUGGACAACCUCGUAUUGGUAAUGCAGCUUUUGCAUCUUACUUUAGCGAACUUGUGCCAAAUACUAUACGAGUUACAAAUGAACAUGAUAUGGUUCCUCAUUUGCCUCCAUACUAUACUUAUUUUCCUCAGAAGACAUACCACCACUUCCCAAGAGAGGUGUGGCUUUAUAACGUUGGAAUUGAAAGUCUUGUUUAUGAGGUUGAGAAGAUCUGUGAUGAUUCUGGCGAGGACCCAACCUGCAGCAGGUCGGUGAGUGGGAACAGCAUUUCCGACCAUCUAGUUUAUUUUGGUGUUGAAUUAAUGGCGAAGACAUGGAGACGGUGUAGAAUUGUGAUGGGUCCUGGGGUAGUGGAAUACAGCAGAACAGAUCUUGGAGGAAAUUUUGUACUGUCCAGAGAUCUUGCAACUCCUGUUCUAAAGUUGAAUGCAAUGUCAGAAGCUGGGGCAAAACCUCUGUAGAAUGCCAGCCAAUGAUUCUCUUGGAAGAAAUCUGAGAGAGGUCAGUUGUAGGUUUAUGUCCCUAAAAAGCUGUUUCGUCGUAGGCGUUUUGUUUUCAGAUGCCAUAGCUGACAAAUAUCGGUGGGAUGGGGCCAAGGCUGCGAAUGACACGUGUAUAUAUUAAUGUGUUCAUCUUCAUUCUUUUGGAUAUGAAUGCUGACAUUUGUGUUA
Prunus dulcis (almond) is the source of this 1477-nucleotide messenger RNA. Its product is annotated as lipase-like. The transcript has 11 exons. NCBI's taxonomy places the organism in Eukaryota, Viridiplantae, Streptophyta, Magnoliopsida, Rosales, Rosaceae. The record is from RefSeq and is a predicted model, not a curated record. Bases 206 to 1267 code for a protein of 353 amino acids. Gene Ontology annotation, biological process: lipid metabolic process.